AUGCAGUUCAAGCACGCUGUUGCUUCGCUGGCUCUUGCCAGUAUUGGUGGUGUCGACGCUUUCUUCCGUAUCAACUGUGCCAAGAUUCAAGUCGGACGUAUUGAUCCUAUUGUCAACCCUGGUGCUUUGGCAGCACAUUGUCAUACAAUCUCUGGUGGGUCGAGUGAGUGUUGUCCACAAACAUAUGUUGAGUCCGCCAAAUGCUAA
Molecule: messenger RNA, 207 nt
Organism: Aureobasidium vineae
Lineage: Eukaryota; Fungi; Ascomycota; Dothideomycetes; Dothideales; Saccotheciaceae
Source: the annotation of a GenBank genome assembly